Arachis stenosperma is the source of this 4714-nucleotide messenger RNA. RefSeq names its product pentatricopeptide repeat-containing protein At1g73710-like. Gene Ontology annotation, molecular function: protein binding. Bases 415 to 3336 code for a protein of 973 amino acids. The record is from RefSeq and is a predicted model, not a curated record. NCBI's taxonomy places the organism in Eukaryota, Viridiplantae, Streptophyta, Magnoliopsida, Fabales, Fabaceae. The transcript is spliced from 5 exons.
UCUAAGGUUCUCACUCCAUCUCUUCUCUCCAGUCCACUUCUCCUUUCACCGCCGUCCGCCACUCUCCUCCCCCCAUCGCCGCGCUCCCCCUUCUCACUGCUUCCCCCUCUCACUCUCAAGGUCACCGCAGACGAGGAGAACGUCGCGUCGCGCGCCUCACCCCGACUAGUAGAACGUCUUCGCGUAGAGAGCGUCGCCGUCGUCGUCGUUCAAGAGAGCGUCGCCGUCUUCGUCGUUUUUCAUAGCCGUCGUCAGCAUCUUCCUUCUGUUCACCGCAGGCGAAUUUCCCCACUGAAAAAUCUUGCUUCUGUCGCCGUUUUCCCACCUUAAGCCCUCACCAAGACGCCAACUACCUCCUCCUCCUUCUUCUUCUUCUUCUUUCUGGGUUCGUUAUUACUUCAAAGAAAGCAUAACAUGUCAUGUUCAGACAUAUUUUUUGUAAGUCCUCCUUCUUCAUCUUCUUCAAUUUCUUCAAACUUUGUUGCCAAGGUUAUCACAAAACCUCACUACUGGGGCCAUUUGCCAACCCCCAUCACAAAAUCGCACUUUCCUCGCAUUCAUUGUCAUCUAUCUUUACCCACAAACUCCCCUUCUUCCUCCCUAAAGGGUCGGAAGAGCAAGAAGAAGAAGGGGUAUGGCAGUUAUUUACCUUCAAUUUUGAAAUCUUUAGAGUAUUCUGUUGAUGUUGAAGCGACCCUUGAUUCUUUCUCUGAGAAUCUUAGUCCUAAAGAGAUAACUGUUAUACUUAGGGAACAGGGUAGGUGGGAGCGUGUUGUUAAGAUUUUUCAGUGGUUUAAGUCACAGAGAGGGUAUGUUCCCAAUGUGAUUCACUAUAAUGUUGUGCUUAGAGUUCUUGGUAAGGCUCAGAGAUGGGACCAAUUGAGGCUUCUCUGGAUCGAAAUGGCGAAGAACGGGGUUUCGCCUACUAAUAACACUUAUAGCAUGCUUGUUGAUGUGUAUGGGAAAGCAGGUCUUGUUAGAGAAGCACUUCUGUGGAUUAAGCAUAUGAGGUUGAGGGGUUUUUUUCCUGAUGAGGUUACAAUGAGUACGAUUGUUAAGGUGUUGAAGGAUGUGGGAGAGUUUGAUAGGGCAGAUAGGUUUUACAAGGAUUGGUGUGAUGGUAGGGUUGAGUUAGAUGAUCUUGAUUUGGAUUCUCUAUCAGUUACUGCUACGAAUGGUUCUAGAUCGAUGCCUAUUAGUUUCAAGCAUUUCCUUUCGACCGAGCUGUUUAAGACGGGUGGGAGAAACAUUUUGAAUUCAUCAAACAAGGAGUUUGGUCCCCAGAAACCCCGGUUGACUUCAACUUUCAAUACCAUGAUAGAUUUGUAUGGCAAGGCCGGACGACUAAAGGAUGCUGCCGAAGUCUUUGCUGAUAUGUUAAAAUCCGGAGUGGCAAUGGAUACAAUCACUUUUAAUACUAUGAUCUUUAUCUGUGGAAGUCAUGGUAAUUUGUUGGAAGCCGAAUCUCUGCUUAAUAAAAUGGAAGAAAAGGGUAUAUCCCCUGAUACGAAAACUUACAAUAUCCUUCUGUCCUUGUAUGCUAAUUCGGGGAAUAUUGAUGCUGCUCUUUGUUGUUAUAGAAGGAUUAGAGAUGUUGGGCUCUUUCCGGAUGAUGUAACUCACAGAGCUCUUCUUGGUGCGUUAUGCUCAAAGAAUAUGGUUCAAGCUGUGGAAACUUUGAUUGAUGAAAUGGAGAAAUCUUUUGUUUCUGUCGAUGAGCACUCUCUUCCUGGUAUCAUCAAGAUGUAUGUUAAUGAAGGAGCCCUUGACAAAGCAAAUGAUAUGCUUCAGAAAUUUCUAAUGAACAGUGUACCAUCAUCAAGUAUAUGUGCUGCAGUUAUGGAUGCUUUUGCUGAAAAGGGACAUUGGCUUGAAGCCGAGAAUGUGUUUUAUAGGGAAAGAGGUGUGCCAGGGCAGAGAAGGGAUGUCAUAGAAUACAAUGUCUUAAUCAAAGCGUAUGGCAAAGGAAAACUUUACAACAAAGCUGUUUCUCUCUUCAGGGGAAUGAAGAAUCAUGGGACUUGGCCUGAUGGUUGCACUUAUAAUUCUCUCAUUCAGAUGUUAUCCGGUGCUGAUUUAGUCGAUCAGGCAAGAGAUCUCAUGGUUGAAAUGCAAGGGAUGGCAUUUAAGCCGCAUUGUCAGACUUUUUCUGCGGUUAUUGCAUCCUAUGCUCGUCUCAGUCAGCUUUCUGAUGCUGUCAGUGUGUACCAGGAAAUGCUACGAGCGGGAGUAAAACCAAAUGAGGUUGUGUAUGGAUCCUUAAUAAACGGAUUUGCAGAAUACGGUAGUCUUGAGGAGGCACUUAGGUAUUUCAACAUUAUGGAAGAAUCCGGAUUAUCUGCCAAUUUAGUUGUGUUGACAUCCUUGCUAAAGUCUUAUUGUAAGGUUGGGAACUUGGAAGGAGUAAAAGCGAUUUAUGAACGGAUGCAGAGCUUGGAAGGUGGUCUUGAUUUAGUCGCGUGCAAUAGUAUGAUCAGUCUCUUUGCAGAUCUUGGAUUGGUAUCUGAAGCCAAGAUGGCUUUCGAGAAUUUGAGAGAAAAGGGCUGGGCAGACGGGAUUUCAUACGUGACAAUGAUGUAUCUUUAUAAAGAUGUGGGAAGGAUUGAUGAGGCCAUUGAGAUUGCGGAGGAGAUGAGGCUUUUAGGUUUACUGAGGGAUUGUGUUUCAUAUAAUAAGGUACUGGUUUGUUAUGCCACUCAUGGACAGCUUUAUGAGUGUGGUGAACUAAUACAUGAGAUGAUAUCUAAGAAGCUUUUGCCAAAUGAUGGAACUUUUAAAGUGUUGUUCACUGUAUUAAAGAAGGGAGGGUUUCCAAUUGAAGCAGUUGUGCAGUUGGAGUCAUCUCUGAAGGAGGGGAAGCCUUAUGCGCGACAAGCUGCAAUCACUGCUUUGUAUUCUUUAGUUGGUAUGCACAAUUUGGCACUUAAAUCCGUUCAGACAUUCAUAGAAUCCGAGGUUGAUCUUGACUCCUAUGCAUAUAAUGUGGCAAUCUAUGCAUAUGGUUCGGCUGGAGAAAUCAACAAGGCCUUGAACACAUACAUGAAAAUGCAGGAUAAGCAUUUGGAGCCGGACAUUGUGACUCAGAUUAAUAUGGUAGGUUGUUAUGGAAAAGCCGGCAUGGUUGAAGGCGUGAAACGGAUAUUUACCCAACUAAGAGGCGGAGAGAUCGAGCCAUGCAAGUCUUUGUUCAAGGCUAUUAUAGAUGGUUACAAAGUUUGCAAUAGAAAGGACCUAGCUGAGUUAGUUGGCCAAGAGAUGAAAAUCACAUUCAACUUGGAAGAAAAUAAUGAAGUUGAGAGCAAAAUUGAAAGUGAAAAUGGAAGUGAUUGUGAUUGAUUUUGAUGAAAGCUUCUUUGAGGUCUGUUAAAUCCACAGGUGGUUGUAUAUUAGGGGAGACAAAUUUAUGUAUGUACAAUGAUGUUGGCAAAAUUUUUGAACAGUUACCUGCUUUGCAGGAUCUCAACUUAUCUAACAACUUAGUGUCACCAUAUAAAUCAGAACUUCCACCACUGGAAAGCAUCCGUAUUCUAGUUUUAAAUGAUACUGGUGUAGAUUGGCAGGUUCCUUUCUAUAUCUUUCCCCAGCUUAUAUUUGCUGCUUAAAUUCCCAUCAUGUUUGUUAGGAGCCACUAAAUGUUUCAUGUUUAACUGGGCAUGUUGAAUGGCUUAGACAAUCAUUGACAGCUAUUGAAGAGCUACAUCUUAUCGGAAUCAAUAUUAGCAGAGUACUGGUACAUUUUUUUUGGUUCAUUAUUCUUGUUAAAUAUCUUAACGGCUGUACACUUAGAUAUCCUCUCAUGAGUACCCAUUUGUAAACUAUGGAGAGCAGCCGAAUAAACAUUAGAAAUCGAACCGUUUUGAUCACACUGCAAGAUUUCUCUAAAAACUAUGUACUGAGUAUUUUUUGAGCGUGUCUUUCAUGUCUGAUUGAGUUAUUGUGUCUCUUGCUUCUUGUAAACACAUUUUUUUGUGUGUAUAUUCCUCUGGAACUGCUUUCUUUACAUCACAUAGAUGUAGUCAGAUUAUGAAUUCAUAAUUUACCAUAACCCCAAGACUGACCCUUGACGCUGAAAUUUAUUUAUAAACAAAAAAUUUUCCAUCACAUGGAUGUAGUCUGAUUGAAUUAUUGUGCAUUUGAUCCUUUUUUGAAAUAAAUAAAUAAAUUGAAAAUCCUAAACUUGCGAUAUAUUUCAUUAACUUGAUAUAGGGAUAUGCAGCUAUCACUUUGAAGUGUGUUGGAGCAUCCAUAGGUUGGUAAGCUGAAAUUUCUGUGAGUUUUUUUUUUAAGCUCAAGUCAUUGAAGCUAUUCAAGAAGAGGGCUCUCCAUUACCUGUGCUGCUCGACAACGACACAUCAUCUCUUAUGGAUCUUGGAAUUGGCAAUGAAUCAUUCAUCCUUGUAGACGGAAAAAGUUGAUAGAAAGAUCAGAAAUUGAAGAGGUUCUCUUGUGCUGAAAUUUCUACCCCGUUCUGAUUAGCUGCAAUUAAUUUUAAAAGUUGGCUUGCAAAUGAAUGUAUUUUGAAGUGGUAGACCGAUUGAGUGUGGUUACAAGCCAACAUUAGAUGUGUCAUGUGUGUUUGAGGCCCUGCUGAAUUGGAUGUUCUUUACCCUUUCAUGCCACAAAUAUUUUCUGAUUCCAUUGCAAACAGAUUUGGACUUGCACGCCAAAAAAGAAUAAGGCAUUGUUUGGAAAAUGAGCUCAAAUCUUUUACAAA